AUGAGUUCUUCAACAAGAGCUUGGGUAGCAGAAGCUAGAAUUGGAGCUGUUGAGGCGUUGAAAGAUCAAGGAAUUUGUAAAUGGAAUUAUGCUUUGAGGUCAAUCCAACAGAAUGCCAAUAACAAUAUCAGAUCAUCUUUUCAAGCUAAUAAAAUUUCUGUUCCCUCUUCUUCUGCUUUGUCAAAGAAGCUGAUGAGAGAUGCUGAGAAGUUGAAGAAAUCAGAGGAAUCACUUAGAACAGUCAUGUAUUUGAGCUGUUGGGGCCCUAAUUGA
This is a messenger RNA of Durio zibethinus, 273 nucleotides long. NCBI's taxonomy places the organism in Eukaryota, Viridiplantae, Streptophyta, Magnoliopsida, Malvales, Malvaceae. The record is from RefSeq and is a predicted model, not a curated record.